CUAGAGAUUCGGCCCCACCACCAGCUCCCACCGCUCGUGGGCGAGACCAAGUGCGAGGGGAGGAGGGGAAAAGCGCGCGCGUGGUCGCCCCUCCUACAGCUUGCAAUUGGUCCGACCCGCCGCGAGGGGGCGGGGCCGGCCGUGAAAAGCCGCCUUUGAGUGGAAGGCGGGAAAAUGGCGGAUUCCUCGGAGCGCGGCGCUGGGAAGCCUGCCUCGGCCGGUCCCAGCACUUCCAGCGGAGCCAGGAGGAAGGAAGGAAGAGUAGCAGGUGGAAAAGUGGUUGCGUCCCGAUACAUGGACUACGAGAAGAAAACAACCAGAAAGCCUCCUGCAACAGAUGCCUUAGAGACAGGUGGGAAGAUACCUGGAGGUGUAAAGAAACCCAGCCAGCUCCAGAAAAGCAAAGCAGAUCGCAGUGGGGUCGCAAAGGGUGACCUGCAGUCCACGUUGCUGGAAGGGCACGGCUCGGCCCCACCUGACCUGGAUCUCUCUGCCAUUAACGAGAAAAGUACAGUCAGAAAGACUCCACAAUUAGAGAAAACAAGAUCAGAGAAAACGGAGUUGACGUCAUUUUCUGCCCCUCGGAAAAAGAGCCCAAGCUUGUCCGAGGAGAUGGAGAUGAUGGAGUCCCAGACGCUGCUGCUGACGCUGCUGGUGGUAAAGAUGGAGAAGGGUCUUGCCCAGUUUGAAGAAGAGGCAGAAAAACAUUUAUUAAAACUGUGCAAAGAGAAGGAGGAGCUACAGAAAAAGACCCACGAGCUGAAGCGCAGCCUUCUCCUCUGUCAGAAGAAGCGGGAGCUGGAGGAGGCCCUUGACGCCCAGAUCGAGAUGCUCAGUCCCUUUGAGGCAGUGGCCGAAGAACGCUUCAAGGAACAGUACAAGACGUUCGCCACGGCCCUGGACACCACCCGGCACGAGCUGCCCGUGAGGUCGAUCCACCUGGAGGGAGACGGGCAGCAGUUCUUAGAUGCCCUGCAGUCUGAAUUGAAGACCACUCAGAAGCUCCUGAGAGAACUUGGCAUUGGCAAUUCAGAAACAAACGUGCAGGUGCUGGACUUGCUGGGCGAACUCAAGGACGUAGCUGUGAAAAAGGACCUUGAGCUCCAAAGGAGCUUGGCCCAGCUGCAGGAACUCUCCGCUGAGGCGAGUAAAGAGGCCGCCUUGAUAAACCAGGGAGUCUGGGAAGAGGCCCAGGGCCCGGCGACCCCCAGCAGGUGGUACUUCAGCGAAGACAGCGCCUGCGAGGAGUCCCGGGGAGCAGUUGAGAGCACAUCCUUGCCUGAGGACAACGCGCCACAUGCCCCGGGAGGCCACACUCAUGCCGUGUUCACCAACCCCAGCGAAGACCGUCCUUCCAGCAGAUGAGAAGAGAGCCUGCUGUGCCUCUCGUCCAGCGGGUUUGCAGUGACAUGUUGGUGAAACUCAGGACACUGGAGCACUCUGUACACGACCUUGUUUGGUGCUUAAAAUAAACCCGUUUGCAAUUGAA
Molecule: messenger RNA, 1489 nt
Organism: Lemur catta (Ring-tailed lemur)
Lineage: Eukaryota; Metazoa; Chordata; Mammalia; Primates; Lemuridae
Product: HAUS augmin-like complex subunit 8
Biological process (GO): centrosome cycle; spindle assembly
Cellular component (GO): cytoplasm; nuclear microtubule; centrosome
Molecular function (GO): microtubule binding
Source: RefSeq, a predicted model, not a curated record